AUGGAUAAUCUGACAAUUACAAACAACAUUCUUCUUGUGGAGGGACUGAAAGUUGCACCUCAGUCUUCCUAUCCUGUUUUCAUCCUUCUCCUUUUGGUUUAUGUGUUUAUAAUGGUCUCCAACAUUGGACUUAUAUUUCUCAUCUCAACUGAGAAGAAUCUACAUCAUCCUAUGCAUUUUCUCUUUUGUAAUUUGCCACUGAAUGAUAUAAUUGGUACAAAUGUCGUUUUGCCACGCUUAAUGCAAGACAUGUUAAGGGAAAGCUCAGAGCGUUAUAUAUCAUAUGCGGAGUGUGUUGUUCAAGCUUAUUUUGUACAUCUAUUUGCAAUAGCAUGUCAUUAUGUGUUGAUUAUCAUGGCCUUUGACAGAUACGUGGCUAUAUGUAAUCCCCUGCGAUACACAGCUAUAAUGACCAAUAAAAUGGUCAUUAAACUCUCAGCAUCAGCCUGGGGACUCUCAAUAUUUAUGGUGUCCAUUCUAUUAGGUCUCACUAUACGCUUGUCUCGCUGCAGAUCUUACAUUGAAAACCCUUUCUGUGACAACGCCUCAUUGUUUAAACUGUCCUGUGAAAGUGUGAUUAUUAAUAAUAUCUUUGGAAUGGUUUAUUCUGUGAUUGUUUUUACCUUGUCGCUUGGUUCAUUAUUUAUAACAUAUGCCAAGAUUGCUUCUGUAUGCAUAACCAGCAAAAACAAAACACUCAACAGCAAAGCCAUAAAAACAUGUAGCACUCACAUAGCUGUUUAUUUAAUCAUGUUUAUUUCUUGUGCCAGUUUUAUAUUUCUCCAUCGUGUUCCUGAAUAUUCUGACACCAGAAAGCUAGCUAGUAUAAUGUUUCAUAUUGUACCACCAGGAUUAAAUCCUUUAGUAUAUGGUUUACAGACCAAAGAGAUAAGACAGAAGUUUGUAAAAUAUUUGUGUAGAAAAAAGGUGAAUCCUUAA
Messenger RNA from Danio aesculapii, 939 nucleotides. RefSeq names its product olfactory receptor 146-like. Bases 1 to 939 code for a protein of 312 amino acids. Gene Ontology annotation, molecular function: G protein-coupled receptor activity; olfactory receptor activity. Gene Ontology annotation, biological process: G protein-coupled receptor signaling pathway. The record is from RefSeq and is a predicted model, not a curated record. Gene Ontology annotation, cellular component: membrane. The transcript has a single exon. Lineage: Eukaryota; Metazoa; Chordata; Actinopteri; Cypriniformes; Danionidae.